Scylla paramamosain (green mud crab) is the source of this 2517-nucleotide messenger RNA. RefSeq names its product U-scoloptoxin(16)-Er10a-like. The record is from RefSeq and is a predicted model, not a curated record. The transcript has 3 exons. NCBI's taxonomy places the organism in Eukaryota, Metazoa, Arthropoda, Malacostraca, Decapoda, Portunidae. Bases 854 to 1228 code for a protein of 124 amino acids.
AGGUGCAUAGGAUGAAGCAGUGGCCAGGAGCAGCAGCUGGCAAUUUUGGUUAUUGGCUGUCUCGCUCACCGCUCGUGCCCACUGAAAUACUAUUGAGCUCCAGUGUAGUGUUGGUAGUUGAGUAAUAUAUCACCAUACACCACUGUACUGGGAUUGGCUGUGCUCGAUGCUGUGGACGGGAAGAGAAGGAAGACGACUAGGAGGAGAGAAGGUAGAGGGGCGCAGGGCUGGCCUAGGGAGAAGGGGAGGCCAAGGGAGGGCGGCUAGCGAGUGGCACCGUCUCACCGCCACCACCGCCGCGGCAGCUCAGAAGUGCUCGUGGCGUGGCGUGGUGCGCAGCUUGACUACCAGUGUGGCGACUCCCGCGUGACCACCACGGCUCCUCCUCGCACUCCUUGCGCUCCCUCUUGCAGUUCGUUCGUGAAGAAGUGUUUCCAUCUCCUGUCUCUUCCUCAUUUUUUAAUCUGAAGCAAUAUUUUAACCUCAGUCUCUUUUUUCUCAUUGGCUCACUCUUCAGCUUGUAUCUGUAGUGCACACAUCUCUUCUCUAUCAUUCAUUCUCCCUCGCUCAUUAAGUACACUCAUAGAGCACAAUUUUCACCUUUGUCUUCCCAUCACAAACACCUUCUCACUUUAAAUUCUACCUGUACAUUCCUAUCCCCACUUCUCUACUUCCCUCUGUCACGCCCGUCGGUCCACUGAAUACCCAGCCAACCCUAGUCAAGCCUAAGGAGUGCCUCUCAUGUGGUGCCUAGUGAGGACGUGAUCUGCUCUUUAGUGCCAGUGCAACCCUCUAAGCCGUGACUAGUGCCAGGCCGCCAGGAGGGAUAAGAGGGGAAGUGUGACUGUGUGAAAUGAUGUGCCGUGGUGUGUGGGCGUGGGCGGUGGUGCUGCUGAUGGUGGUGCCUCACGCCCACACUCAGGAGAAGCAUAUUCGCUACGUGAGGGCGGAUGAGCUGAGAGACUACAACGGGCGAUGCUACGACGCUGAGAGGUGCUCGCUGCGGACCACUGGAGAAACCUGGACGGUGGACAGCACGUGUGAGCAGGCCACGUGCGUGCAGGCCUCCAACGGGACGCUGCUGGAGAAGCGAAUCAGAUGUUCGGAGCUCCUUCCUCUCUUCAACGACAACUGCUACAUCGUGAGGGUGGAGGGCAAAGCGUACCCACACUGCUGCCCGCAACUCUACUGCGACGGCAAGCUGGUCUCCUCCUCCCCGCCAUUCUAAAAGGAGUACCCCAAGUCCCUCUUAGGAACCUCGGGUGUUUUCCCCUUAAUCUUUGCAUUUCCAAUCCCGGCAUUUCCCCACCAGAUUUCCAGCUUUUAGAGAACGCCGGGGCAUUUAUCCCAUAUCCCACUACUCACUAGUUAUUGUUUUCUCUGCCGUGUCUCUUUCUCUAUUGUGUGAGUGUUGCCAGUUCUGUGCCAUCGUCCGCUGUGUCGCCGCGUUUGACCAGGCCCGCUGUUUCUGCGCUGUGGCAGAGAGGAGUGUGUGUUCUGUGUCUUGAGAAAUAAAUGAGCGUGUCUCUUCAUAUGAUACUUUAAACAGAUGUAGGAAUUUGUUAUUUGUGUGCUUGUCAUUGAGAGGUUAGUGUUUUCUUUCUUUUUUUUUUUAUUUAGUGUAAAGUUGAAUCCGAAGAUCAAAUGUGUAUCUUUCUUUUUCGCAUUUAUGUUACCGAUGCUCGUGUUUUGAUUUACUUUAGCGUGAAAGUCUUGAGUCUGAAAAAUCUAGAUAGUAACUUUUCUUUUGUAAUUACUUUUCUUCAGUGCAACACCAAAAAGAAUUACUGGUUAUUUUAAAACUGAGUCGACAUCUUUUUAUCGUUAUUCCUAUUUAUUUAUUUAUUUAUUCAUUUAAUUUUUUUGGGGGUAGAAAUGUCGCGAAUCUUUCAAAUCAACCUCGAAAAAGAGAAAGUAAAAAUCUCUGUCACUAUUUCAGACCCCAACAUACAGCAACAACAUUUCCAAACUCUCACGGUCAAUCCUCUCAAUCUUUUUUUUAACCUUUAUUUCACGUUUUAAGUAGAAAUAUCACGAAUCAUUUCAAUCAAUCUCGAAAAAAAAGAAAAAAAACAAAAAAAAACAAAGGAAAAAUCUAUGUAACAGCUUCAGAACCCAACAUGCACAUUUACAGGCACUCUCGUAAGGAAUACUGUCACUCUUCUCUGAUAGCUAGUGACUCCCUUGUACAUUAUACAUAGCCACCCUGUCAAUAGCUUCCUUUUUUAUCAUUUUUAUUUAUACCAGUUUAAUUUUGCCAAUCUAUCUCUGUACAUACUAGUUAAGAGAGUCCCGACCCGAGCACAGGGCGGAGUGUUGCGUUUAAUACGAGGGUAACAUAACAUAACAUUUCAGUCUCUAGUGAACCCUCUGUAACGUUUGUACUCCAUAAUAAUAAACAAUAUUAGGGAUGUAACACGCAUGCAUACAUACAUACUCAUAUAUACAUACACACAUACAUACAUGCAUACAUACAUACACGCACGCACGCACGCACAGCCCACACGCACAUCCAAG